Molecule: messenger RNA, 1337 nt
Organism: Propithecus coquereli (Coquerel's sifaka)
Lineage: Eukaryota; Metazoa; Chordata; Mammalia; Primates; Indriidae
Gene: CFAP298
Product: chromosome unknown open reading frame, human C21orf59
Exons: 7
Coding region: 265-1137 (290 amino acids)
Biological process (GO): regulation of cilium movement
Source: RefSeq, a predicted model, not a curated record
CGCCAGGUUCCCCACCCUCGGGGAUCUUGGGCUGGCGGCCUCUCUGACUCUGUGUUUAAUCGUUGCCCCUGGCAACGGCCAUUUCCGGAAUUGAGUGCAGAUUGCCCACCAGCACCGCAGGCGCCCGAGCACCGGGGUUCCGGCCUCUACGCGGCGGUUAGUGCGUCGCCGCCGUUCGCCACUCCGACUGGCCUCAGCCGGCCGGGCUCGCAGGCCGCGCAUCCCGGGGUCUUCUCGCAGCUCCAGCGCCUCAGCCGGGCCACCAUGGUUCUGCUGCACGUGAAGCGAGGCGACGAGAGCCAGUUCCUGCUGCAGGCGCCCGGGAGCACCGAGCUGGAGGAGCUCACGGUGCAGGCGGCCCGCGUCUACAACGGGCGGCUCAAGGUGCAGCGCCUCUGCUCAGAAAUGGAAGAAUUAGCAGAACAUGGCGUAUUUCUCCCUCCUAACAUGCAAGGACUGACUGAUGACCAGAUCGAAGAACUGAAGUUGAAGGAUGAAUGGGGUGAAAAAUGUAUACCCAGCGGGGGUUCGGUAUUUAAAAAGGAUGACAUUGGACGAAGGAAUGGGCAAGCUCCAAAUGAAAAAAUGAAGCAAGUUUUAAAGAAGACUGUAGAAGAAGCCAAAGCAAUAAUAUCUAAGAAACAAGUGGAAGCCAGCGUCUGUGUCACUAUGGAGAUGGUGAAAGACGCCUUGGACCAGCUUCGAGGGGCGGUGAUGAUUGUUUAUCCCAUGGGGUUGCCACCCUAUGAUCCCAUCCGGAUGGAAUUUGAAAAUAAAGAAGAUUUGUCAGGAACUCAGGCAGGACUCAGCGUGAUUAAAGAAUCAGAGGCACAGCUGUGGUGGGCGGCCAAGGAGCUGAGAAGAACGAAGAAACUUGCAGACUACGUGGGCAGAAAUGAAAAGACCAAAAUUAUCGUCAAGAUUCAGCAAAGGGGACAGGGAGCUCCAGCCCGAGAACCUAUUAUUAGCAGCGAGGAGCAGAAGCAGCUGAUGCUGUAUUAUCACAGGAGACAAGAGGAACUCAAGAGACUGGAAGAAAAUGAUGAUGACACCUGUUUAAAUUCUCCAUGGGCAGAUAACACUGCUUUGAAAAGACAUUUUCACGGGGUAAAAGACAUAAAGUGGAGACCAAGAUGAAGUUCACCAGUUGAUGAAGCUUUCAAAAAUAUUAGCUCACCUUUCUUUUAGGCGAAGUAAUUAUAAUAAUAAAAAGGACACCCACCACCCUCUAUAAAAGAUGUUGAGAUUUCUAGUUUUCUUAGUUUUCUUUUAGCUUGAAUUUUCAAAAUAGUUAUUCAAGGUUUUAGAACUUAAUAAAUACAUCCUCAAAAGAAAAA